AUGGAGUCGUUGAUACUUCACUCCAAAGACUUCACCGCCGCCGUGGUUGCCAUCCGGCAGUACUGGGGUUCGGAGCAUGAUUGCAGUGACGCGGAAUUGCUUGCACUAGCUAGACGUGAAUGGGAGGACGCGAAGCGGGACGACUCCGCGGCCAGGGAGUUCGUGCUGCAGGUGGUGGCCUGUCGACUGGAGGAGCAGCUUCUGCUGUGGCUGAUGCAGUUCCACGCCUCCGAUGCUGCGGAGGAUAUGCAGACGCUGGUUGAUACGUGCUCAGACCCUUAUUUUAUGGCGGAAGGGCUAGAGCUGCUGUCGCCGUUGCUGGAUACGCUAUUGACAGCCGCUGUGGUUCGAGCUGCGGCUUGUGAUCGAGGAGCCAAGAAGCGCAAGCGACGAAUCGUGGGGAUGGUGGAGAAGCUGGAUUCAAGUGUGUUUGUGAACAGCAAAGCCUGGAGUGCUAUUCAAGCAUUGGAUGUGAUGAACGAGGAUGCAGGAGCUUGGAAGGAAUUCCUGGAUCUGCCUAGCGAGCUGGAGGCUCGGCUGUUCAAUUCACGAAGUGGUCGGGCUUUCUUGGAUGAGGCUCAACAAGUGGUUGCAUUGCAGCAGAUCGAUCUGGGUAAAGUAUUCGGGGCACGUGAACGUUGUGUUGAUGGAGAGCAAGUGUCUGCAGAUACUCUGUGGACCCUUGCGGAGAAACUAGUGGAGUUGGCCAAUUCGGAGACAGGAGAAGAUGCUCGAGAUGACAAUGGCGCACACAUCGAUGCUUCUGGCACCGUACUCGUUGUUGUGGAAAGUGUGAAGGACUUGGAGGAACAUUUGAAAGGAAAAGGUUCAAUCUCGUCCCCCAGCAUCACAACACCGUUGGCUCAAGACGCUUUGGUUAACGUCUCCAAGGAUGCUCGUUCAACCCAAGAGAAGCCCGUGAUGACCAUCAGCAAGCUACUUGGUGGUGUGCUGAAUCCUCUAUUCCCCAUUGUUUCAAGUGGAGACCGAGCCACUCACGGCAUGCAAACGCAGCUGAACUUGUAUUCACUGGUCCUGCAGCUGCUGCAAGUGUUUGUGACGGCGGACGUUGUCUACGAAGGCUAG
Molecule: messenger RNA, 1086 nt
Organism: Phytophthora sojae
Lineage: Eukaryota; Oomycota; Peronosporomycetes; Peronosporales; Peronosporaceae
Exons: 3
Coding region: 1-1086 (361 amino acids)
Source: RefSeq, a predicted model, not a curated record